GGCGAGGGUUGGCCACCUCAAACUAUCUUAUCUGCCGUAGUAAACUUAUAAAGCCCACGUGAGACGAGCGGUGUAGUGUUACAACCAGUGGGGCUGUGAGAGACCGCUGUUCUCUGCCAUGUGUUCUGUUAUUAGAAAAGAAUUUCGUGUACGCAACGCCUGGCUCAAUUUCGAGCGCCCGGAUUACUUCGGACGUUCUCAGUUAGCAUGCAGUACGAACCUGGGAUGGACUCGCCCGGCGUACGUCAUCUACCGCUUGCUGAUAGCAGCCUAUGCCUGCUUUGCCCUUGUUCACAUCUUCAUCAAAUCCGAGGAUAACUUCAACGACGAUGUCAACUCGACGUCACACAACGUGACGCAGCCGCGACAGUACCACGCCAUUGUGUUUCUGACUGUUUGGACCUACACACUUCUCACCUGUCAUUUGGUACUGGCGUUCAUCAUAUCCCUGGUCUAUUUCAAACACGCAAAGACGUCAUCGACGGAAUGUCAACUGAAGAGCGUCACCACUUCCGGGUUUUACGACAACGCAACUUUCACCUCUGAUGCCGUCAAUGGUUUGGUGAGAGAAAACAACAAAAGCGUCGUCUUCGACAACGAAAAUAACGUCAAAAUUGUCGACGGUUCCACAACAAAUUCGGACUCUUCACAAACACAUGUCGAUAUUGACACAAUUAUUCUUCCUUGGUAUUCCAAAAUAUCCUGGCUCCUUUCAAACAUAGUGUCGACGUUCGCCAUCAUUGUGACUGCAAUAUUUUUCGGGGUGUUAUACACAUCGACGGCCGCCAUCUCCCUUGAAGACAUGAACGUCCACGCCCUUAACACCGUUUUCAUUGUAGUCGACAACGUUGUUAGCGCUCGCCCGAUGCGUCUUCUUCACGUCAUAUACCCCGUUGUGUACGGUCUCUGCUACGUCGUCUUCAGCGCCAUCUACUGGGCAUAUGACCAUCGCAACGUCAUCUAUCCAAUCGUUUUAGACUGGAACAACGUUGGACUGACUCUAGGAGUUACUAGUGGUAUAACUGUGUUAACCUGUGUACUUCAUGUUGUUCAGUUUGCUUUAUACCGUUUGAGACUUUUUGUUUAUGAAAAAUGUUGUUCAAACUAGCGUUGCCAAAUGUAUUAUGUUAUCGAAAAUGAUUCAACCCUGCACCGUGAAUCAAAACGAAAAUGUGCUUUCCCGUGUCAACCUUAUAAUGGUAAUAUUUAUUUUGUUAAAUACAUGUACAGAUACAGAGCAUUGAUUUGACAGAUAUGAAAAUUAUGUUUAACUUUUAUGCAUUUCAUAUUCAUGACAAUGUCAAUUUCGUGAGUAUACUUACUGAAAAAAAUAGUAACUUUGAUAAACACCUUUAUGGUUUUGCAGACUAAUCAAUCUCUAACUGUGCACACAAUAAACCAGUUGUACUUAUAGAUCAGGGUAGUGGUAGCCUUGAAGUGUACUGUAAAUAUUUAACAAGAAAUGAAAAAAAGACGGAUAUUUCACCAUGACUCCAUGGAAAUCAAAUUCUCUAGAAAAAUUCCAUAAUGCAUAUUCAAAAUAUCCUCAAGUCCCGUGCCUAAAAAACACAAUAUGACAGACGAUGACAUGAUUGUAGUUACUUUCACCUUUGAAUAUAUGUGGUGAAAACUGAAUCUCGUGUUCUCUCAUUCAGGCGUCCUUCAUUGUUGCUGGCAACCUGGGCGUGUGUUCAUGGUCUUUAAAUGUCUGUAAUAAUUACAUCCAUCGAUUUUCCGUUCCAGAUCAGGUUGUGUGUGUGUGUAUCCUGUCUCCAUGAUAUUUGUUAAAGUGUAAAGUGGUAAAUUGUUCUCCAAGGUUGUGGCUGUCCCGGUGAUUAAUGGCUUGGAAGUGUGUCAUGUCUUCACUCCAGGUCACGCAGAUAAGCCUUCUUCAAUGUUUGGAGUAGAAAUAGCUCGAUACCAUAUUUCUUUUUCAGCUGUUCGAUAAGCUCACUGUCCUACUUUUCGAAUUACAGUUUUAACAUGUACGAAUAACACCGCACAGAGUUGCGUCUGUUGGGCACGCCAGAAACCUAUGAUCGUUGGUUCGAAUACCGGUUCGGCCAGAUUAUGUUUUUAAGUUUGUCAGCACCAUACCCGUGCUCAUAGGUUUCAUAAAAGCAGUAAAGGUCUUAGACCUACAUCACUUUUGGCUUUCCUUCCACAUCAAGCUGACGUACUGCUAUAUAACUGGAAUACUGUUCAAAGCGGCGCUAAACCCAACUCACUCACUCGCCAGAAAGCUCGAUACAAUUUAUUCACUCGUGGACAUAUAAUCCGUAAUUGUUGAUAGCUCGGUUGUUAUGUUCUAAAUAGAUCCGGGUUUUACCAUGUGGGUAUUUCAGUGUUCUAGGAAGUCACAUUAGUUCGUUGUAUAGAGUUGCGUCACUCAGCCUUGCAAGGAUACGCUGACAAUCAGUUCCAGCAAUCGAUGACUGUGAUGGUCUGUCAUCACUAUACCCGUGCUCGUGGGCUUAAUCUAGAUGGUGUAUGUUUAGGACAUGUGACGCCAUUGCCUUUGCCGAACAUUAAGUUGACACGCGGUGAUGUAACUUUUAUAUACUGUUCAAAACGGUGUUAAACUAAACUCACUCACUCACUUUGAUGGAGUGAGUAAGUAAGUUUGGUUUAACGCCGCUCUUGGUUUAACGUGGAGUGUCAGGGAUACCUUAAAGGAUGCAAGUCUUACCAUUUUUGUGAAACGCACGAGCACGGGUAUGGUGAUGAUAAACCUGGACACAUAAUACAGGGAACAUCUGGAAUUGGCACAUAGGGUGAUGGGUUCUGGUACGCCUAAGGGACGCAACUCUGCAAAGCGUUUGGAGUCAGCUUAAACGAAUGGGGCACCCGUCUAACCACUAUGGUGGAUGCUUCCUGGCCGUGUAAAACAUUUGCUACAUCUUAGUUAGUUAGUUAGUUAGUUAGUUAGUUAGUUAGUUAGUUAGUUAGUGUGUGUGUGUGUGUGUGUGUGUGUGUGUGUGUGUGUGUGUGUGUGUGUGUGUGUGUGUGUGUGUGUGUGUGUGUGUUUUGAUACGUGUGUAUUCCAGUAAAGUAGGACACAGCGGCCGUCACUGUAUUAGAGUAGGUUUAUAUUUAUAUGAUGGUUGUAUAUUAUAUGUAUAUACACGUUUGAUAAGAUGGUUGCACUUACGUUAUAUCAUGUUUUUUAUCAUUUCUAUCAUAUCUUAAGAAAAGUAUUCUAUUGAUCACCUUUUUAAGAUCUCGGGGGCAAAUAGUUCUCAAAUUUAUAUUUUAUUCACAAAUGAAGUCAUAGAAAGUAUUUGUUUGUGUAAGUGCGGAACGUGAAUAAGAGUUCCAGGGCCCCGUUCCACAAAGUCAUCUUAGCGCUCAGGUGAUCGUAACUCCCAUACUCUAACACUGGCUUACGAUAGUCGUAGUGCUUAGAUCACUUUGUCGAACGAUGCCCUGCCCAUAUAAGUAUUAGAUUCGUAUGUACCUUCUUUGUGUUACUGGGAGCACGGGUGGCCCAGUCGUCUAAGACGCCGCGAUUCGCUGUGUAGAGUUGCGUCCCUUGGGCACGCCAGAAACCUAUGAUUGUGGGUUCGAAUCACGGUUCGCCCUGAUUAUGUUUCUAGGUU
Haliotis rufescens (red abalone) is the source of this 3599-nucleotide messenger RNA. RefSeq lists its product as uncharacterized. Gene Ontology annotation, cellular component: membrane. Bases 119 to 1108 code for a protein of 329 amino acids. The record is from RefSeq and is a predicted model, not a curated record. NCBI's taxonomy places the organism in Eukaryota, Metazoa, Mollusca, Gastropoda, Lepetellida, Haliotidae. The transcript has 2 exons.